Messenger RNA from Alternaria arbusti, 1080 nucleotides. RefSeq lists its product as uncharacterized. Lineage: Eukaryota; Fungi; Ascomycota; Dothideomycetes; Pleosporales; Pleosporaceae. The record is from RefSeq and is a predicted model, not a curated record. The transcript is spliced from 3 exons. The coding region runs from base 1 to 1080 and encodes 359 amino acids.
AUGGCGACCCCGCCUGCUUCGGGCCAGCCACGCCGCUCCACACGCACAUCCGCACGCCCCGACUACGCCGAACCGUCGCCAGGAUCCGAAGACGAAGAGCACCUUGCCGAGUGCGUCCUUCAAGAGGAGCGUCGGGAAGAUGGCGUACUGUGGUACGAGGUCAAGUGGGCUGGCACCGAUCCGAAGACCGGUUUGCGCUACGAGCCCAGCUGGAUCCCGGCCGACGGAGCAAACAACGCGUUGAAGAAGGACUGGAAAAGACUGAAGAGACUCCGUAGGGCUCGAGAUGCUGUCGUAGCUCGUACUGCCCGUCAAUCUGGAGCUACCCGUCGAACUCAAGCCGAGCGCACCGCCGAGGCCGGUCGCAUUGUGGAAGGCGUUUGGGCCGAUGAAGCUGCUCUGGAGGUCCGAGAUGGUCGCGUCGCCCACACUGCCAAUGCUCCCGCCGCCGGGGCUGCUCGUUCGGCCGCAACACUCGAAGCCUCUGAUGACGACGAAUUCACACUUGCGCGCGAGUAUCAACCAAUAACUCCCCGGCGUGAAGAGCGCGCGAUGCGCCUUCUACAUCAACCUUGGGAGUCCUUGCGUCGUACUCGCCAACCCUCCUGCGAUCGACCUCUUCCUUCAACCGAACAACCCUAUACGCUCAGUGCUAGGCAGUCGACGGCACCCAUCUUCACACCUACGCCGCGCUCCGCUGUCUACCGUUAUCAGCCCUACCCAUCCAGUCGACCACCCAGCUCACCGCCUAUACGACGGCCUAAAUCAUUGCAUCGGCUAAUGGCGGAGUCGGCGCGAAACGCUGCAAACACGGAAUUGGACCGUCAAUGCUUCAUAUGUUUCGAUAGCGUCGAGACUUUUGAAGCGGAUGGUAUUCACUACCAGAGGCUACGGAAGCUCAGCUGCCACAACUGCUUACGGAGUUGGCUUGAGCGCGCAGACAAGCCGGACGUGUGUGCGCACUGCCGACAGCCUCUCGAAGAGGUCGAACUGCAACCAACCCCUCGCGAACCUUUAGCUAUGAGCGAGACGCCCUCGCCGACACAUACACAACGAUUACGACCACUGACACAACCUUGA